Messenger RNA from Lethenteron reissneri (Far Eastern brook lamprey), 5317 nucleotides. RefSeq names its product pre-mRNA-splicing regulator WTAP-like. Gene Ontology annotation, cellular component: nucleus. The record is from RefSeq and is a predicted model, not a curated record. Lineage: Eukaryota; Metazoa; Chordata; Hyperoartia; Petromyzontiformes; Petromyzontidae. Gene Ontology annotation, biological process: mRNA modification; regulation of alternative mRNA splicing, via spliceosome.
AACAAAAACAAAACAAUCGUCUUGCCCCGCAGACUCUUCUGGCGUAAGAACGGGGGGGGGGGGUGGUGGAGGAGGAGGAGGAGGGGGGUAGUCGCCUCUCCUGCGGUGGCCCCACCCGCGAUGGGGGACUUGGCGGGAGGACCCGGAGGCCCCCCCCCCCCCCCAUCUGGACCCGGCCGCUGGCUCCACCGCCGCCACCUCCAGAGCCCGAGGGGUUGUGUUUCUCGUACGAAACGACGAACACACGAACACAGCCAUUGUGUCGCCGGCCUCGGAGCGCCGGUUCAUCUGUUGACUCGCUUUUUCCUCCCCUCACAGGAAAACGCAGACACGCGACAAAAACCCCCACGGUUGUGUGAAAUGCGUAACUCUGUAGCAUUAACCUGCCUGUAAAGCUAUCCCAAACUAUAAUUUUAAUUGACUCUUGGUCGCACCUGCUUUGCUCACCGGCAGUGAAGAACACUUAUCGCAAAGACUGAAAUUUUGAAAGGGCCACUGCGCACACUCAUAGACUCGCUGACUUGUAGCCGUAACGCCUCUAAAGCAGCGGCGGUUGCUGCGUCUCUAGUGCCGCAGAGGAGGAAGCGGCGGUUACUUUCGCCUUUUUGGCGUGCAAACUGUUAAGCGUCCGCAUUAAAAAGGGCAAGAGAAGUAGUCACGAUCACCUCAAACCCAGCAUCAAGAUCACCACCGAUUCAUUUGUGGCGGCUGAACGCUUAGGCGAGACGUCACACUAAAGGUCCUAAGCGUUCCCCGCUCGCUCCACUGACUCUGUCCUGAUUGACUGAACUGUGGGCUCGCGGGCUUAGCUCAGGCAGUCUCGUCGCUUGCCGAUUCCUCCCUGAACCAUUCAACAGGUAUAACGAACGAACGUGCAUUCACCAAAAUUAACAUCAUGACGUCGUUUCCUCUGAAAAUUUUCUGUGGCUCGUGUUGGAUGUACGUAGAGACGGUCUCUGUGGUUUAAGUUCCUGAAGGUGCAGAUCUAUUUGUGUGUGUGUGUGGGAAUUUUAAGUGGGCAGGGGCUGCACGUUUGACCACUUCAUUUAAAAAUAAUAAUCUCGUCGCAUUGUUUAAUGAUAGACUUUGUUGAAUGAGUUGUUCAAUCAGCCAGUGGUGCCAAACACCUGUUAAUUGUCCUGAUCAGGAACAUUACCGAUUAAUUUUAUUAAUUAGGGUUGCUUACCUCGUUAAUUAAAUGUAAAUGCUGUCGGUAUAAGUUUUUCAAGAGGGAAGUGGUGAAACGUGUAGAUGUGGGUGCUUGUAAGUGGCGAUCGUGAGUCAGUACUAAGAAUGCUUGCAUUUAUGUAGAUAAUUAUAAGUACGAUUUUUCUUAAGUUGGCAUGUUUUAUGUUUUUUUUAUUUCACCUUUUAUUGCAGCUGGAAAACAUCUACCGAGUAAUUGCACUUGUUGAGGGAUUAAUGGUUAAAAAAACUAAUUAGAGUCUCAGUUAAAACUGUAAAAACAUUUUAAAGGAAGUUUUAUCAUUCAAGUUGCUAGUGUAAUGUGUGAGGGGUAUGUGCAUGUCUUCUGUUUUAAUGGGAGCGGUGACACAGUUGUUAGCGCACUACGUUACGAACCCGGCGACCCGAGUUCGAUUCCCACUUGUGACCUAUAACUGUGGUGAACAUGUGAACUAGUCCUGAGCCUCCCCAAGGUCGACUCGGCCUUAAAUGAGUACCUGGUGUGAAGUGUAAGCAUCAGCACUGGGGAGACGUAGGCGGCCGGGCGUGGUGUUGGCCACCCACCCUCGUGCGCCGUGCCGGCCUUCAUUGGUACUCGCUAAGAGCAAUUGCCCCAACAGUCUGUUAAAGGCUACGCGGGGGAUUUUUGAUGUUUGUGUUUUGUGGCACCGCGUGUUUGCUGUACAUCACAAUGUGGAUAAAUGCAGUCACAGUAAUCUCUCCCGUGAAGGCGAUGUAACAUUAUGGUACACACUUGUAAGAUCCUCUCAGUCAUAAUUGACAGCCAUUUGUUGCAAGAAGGCCUCCCCAUGCCAAGUCGGGCAUGGGGGGGUUGUAUUCCAUUGUAUGUAAGAUCUACUUUCUAAAGAGUCGCGUAAAUUGGAGCAAGGGGUAGUCAAACUCACGUUAACGUGUUGCGCUGUUUAACCAUCUGUGCUGCAGAGUAUUAACUCGUCCCAUUAAUAUUGUCAAAAGAAAAAGUACGAAUCGUACAAAGUUAAAUCUCCACCUGCUUUUUUUUUUUUUCUCGAUGCAGGCAGUUAAAACGAAAAUGUUGUCUGGGCUGAAACGUAGCCGUGCUUGAGUUUUAAUUUUGUGACGGGCUGCACCAAGCGCGGACGAUAGAUUACCGCUGCGAUCGCCCGGCCAAGGCAUGCAUUGCCUGUCGACUAAUCUCAGAAUCGGAAUUUCUAUUUAUUCUGGAGGAAUCCGAUGAGUUGUAAAGCUCUUUUCCAUGACAUGUCUCUUCCCUCUACGAGGGCUAGCGAGAACCCCCUCCACACCCCCCUUUGCCGCGUUUGUGUUUUUCGCCUUUGCCGAGUGCCGUGCCGACUGUUGUUUGCAGCCAAACGGGCAAGAAACUCAUGUCGAAGUGCCGCAUGUUAAUCCAGGAGAACCAGGAGUUGGGUCGGCAGCUGUCGCAGGGGCGCGUUGCGCAGCUCGAAGCCGAGCUGGCGCUCCAGAAGAAGUACAGCCAGGAGCUCAAGAGCGGCCAGGACGAGCUCAACGACUUCAUCAUCCAGCUGGAUGAGGAAGUGGAGGGCAUGCAGAGCACCAUCCUGGUGCUGCAGCAGCAGCUCAAAGAGGCACGGCACAAGUUGCAGCAGGUGUCCGCGCCUGCGCCCGGCACCGGCGGGCCAACGACCCACGGCCCAGCCGCCUGUCAGAGCCCGCUGACCACCGCCGCCGCCGCCUCCUCCUCCGCUGCGGACGGUCCGUCCCCCACGCCGCCGCCGCCUCCGCCACCCAACGCAACUGCGGCCCGCGCGCCGUCGGAGUCGCGCUCCAGCCCCGGGCGCUCGCCGGCGCGGCUCUCGGAAGCCAGCGCCCACGGGGCCUCCGACGCCGACAGAGACUUCUCUCCGCCGCCCUCCCCGGAUGACGGCUCCGGCUGCGCCGGCGGCUCGUCGGACCGGGCCGGGGAGCUGCGUUCGUGCUCUCCGGCCGAGGGGACGUCCUCGCGCGAGCCCGGCGGCAGCGGCGGCGGCGGCGGCGCCGGCGGGGGUGCCGGUCGGAUGGAGACGGAGUGCGCCGAGAGCCCUGGAGAGGGCGGCGGCGGCGACAGCCGCGUAGCGUCGGCGGAGCAUCCGUCGGCGUCGCCGGACACGGCGAGCGGGCCCCAGCAGUCGCCGGAGCAGUCGAACGGCGUGUGCGUCGCCAGCAGCAGCACGGCGGCGCGGCCCCGCUCGGCCGACAGCGCCGGCGGCGCCACGGAGCCCGCGGCCUCCUCGCCGCUUGACAAGGAGGAGGACGACGACGACGAUGACGACGACGACGAGGAGGAGGAGGACAUGGAGACGGGCGGCGCCGGGAGCGUGCGUGGGAACCACCUGGCGGAGGAGCGCGGGGGCGGCGUGAGCAGCAGCGGCGGCGUGGUGAAGGGGUACGAGGACAUCGACUCCCCCGUCGGGAGCGACUCUCCGCGGAGCGGCCCGGCUUCCCCCAAGCCGGCGGGGACCGCGGGUGCCGGAGGGGUGGAGGCGGACACGGCGGGCGGGGCGACGCUCAACGGCUUCGAGCACCCGUCGGACACGGACUCGGACGACGAUGACGACGACGAUGAGGAGGAUGACGAUGACGAGGGAUCGAGCUGAUUGAGCCUUGGCGCCACGGGGGGUAAACGGCGCAUCCCCCACUCCUAUCACCCCUUGUACAGGAAAAAAAAAGAUACGUUACAAAGCACGCUUCUAAAUAUUGUUGGCGAGGAGACGGAUGUUGCGAGCGUUGGUUCGCGUACGGCGUUCUCCCGUUGCCGCGCAGACUCCGUGAUGAUUGCGGCGGUGCGAGGUCGUGUCUGCGCCCGUAGACCGUUUGGUUCUCCAGUGGAAAUUGCUCGUGGCUUGCCAAGCUGAGUCAAGUUAAGUGAGCGGGCUUCACCUGCUUUUUAAUUUGGUGCCGCGGUGGAGAGAUGUUAAAUACCUCGCCUGGUAUAUAAGAGGUCGUGGGUUCGAUCCCGACCCUGACGCUUGUAUACUUGGAGUUUGCAUGUUCUCCCCCUGGUCACCUGGAUUUUUCUCUGGGUCCUCCGGCUUUUCCCUCCACAUUUAGAAACAUGCGUUUAGAUUAUUUGGCUGAAAUACAUUUCCACAUGAUAAGCCACUUCGUUGAGCUAUCAUUUGUGGCCAGGUCGCUUAUGAACAAGAGCUAUAUAGCUCAGUGGGCCAUGCCUGGUCAAAUAAAGUAAAACUAAAUUUCUGUUUAUAUUUUUGUUAAUUUAUGUAACCCGCACGGAGAUCGUUUGCGCUGGCAGAGCGCGAACGAUCUGAUUUUAAGCGCGAGCCCUUCGGCGAGUACACCAUCGUGGUAGCUGCCAACGUGCAACAUCACGACCUUAACGACGUAGCAUUUUGUAAUUUUAAUUCUUUUUUUAAUUAAACCCACGCUGCCACUGAUGGUGGGUUGAGGUGGGCCCUGCAGGGCACGCGGGCGGGUCUGGUGUCACGGGCAGAAGUGCCCGCUACACAGGCAGAGAAGAAGCCUUCUCGGACACAAACACACACGCGUGCACACACAGCAGAGAAACCCACAGUCUAACCGUUGUGUUUGCGUUUUUAUUGUCCCACCGUUUGAAAUGAACGCGUGGAAGGGCGGUGGUUUAACGAGCGUUUGUGGAGGGUGAAGCCGGUGGGUUGUGGUGAAUUGGUGUCAUCCGAGGUGGAGUGAAAUUCGGGGGCGGUGGGACCGCCAUGGGUGGUGGUGUUAACCGUGGCUUCUUCUGAUAAGAGGGCGCCUUUGAUUACCGUCAUGAAAACUGGCGGCAGUUGGCGUGAGAAGGUGUUGCCUUUCUGCUCAGCGUGUCACGAUUCAUCACGUACAGUCGAUUCUUUACACUCCCGAUGCAUGCAUCGAAUUGUGUAGGGAUUUAUGUGUUUGAUGCAAACUAUAUGCCGAUGAGAACUAUAUGCCGAUAUACCUUUAGGGCACAACGACAACUGGACAGUACAAAUGAGACGAAACAUUGUAACAAAUCCUCGUUUAACAACAAUUCUUCGAAUCUCUCGGGUGGUGAUGAAUCAAUAUAGGCGUAACUGAUGUGACGUUGUUAUUGAAAGCGAUCUCCUUCCUUGAACACAACCAUGCCCCUAACUGUGAUUGUUCCAAUUGAGAAUCAUUGGCGUGCCCCCCCCCCCCC